AUGAAGACAACGGCGAGGUGCCUGCUUCGGACAGCAAGUGGUCACCCGAGAGAGAGAGAGAGAGAGAGAGAGAGAGAGAGAGAGAGAGAGAGCACAAGGCUGCCCCGGUCCCCAGAUCCGGUACGUAUUCACGACAUCACCAAAGCAUCUUUGAAUAUGCGAGCGACAUUAGCCUCUUUCCUUGGGGCGAAGGCUGCAAUCAGAAUUUUCACCUGGAGACUGCACCUUCCAUUCUCUUUCCCCUUUCUCCAACCACCGACCCGUCUUUUUCCAUUUUUUCCCUCAAUCGUACCUCUCUCACAUUCUUUCCCAAGUCAACUCAUUCACUCGGAUUCCUUCACCAGCACAAUAACUGAACACCCUCUUCACCGAUCCAUCAAGAGGAAGCACGAAGGGUCAGACCCCGUCAACGAGAGUGACAAUGUCAACACCAGUCUCGCCGACACCGAUAUCCCCAAUGCCAGCGACAACGCGAACCUUCCUGCUCCCACUUCCAUGGGCUUGGCAAGCCAGAAUGUCAACACCUCUCCCGACGCUGUACAUGAACAGCCUACUACUACCACAACGCAAGAUGCCGCUUCAGCUAGCGGUGAGCACCGAAAGCUCCAUGGCGACGGACGUUCCGCAUCAGCCACUCGCGCCAAGAAGCCAGCUGUAGCAGCAGCAGCAGCUCCAUUCGGCGACCGGCUGCGAGACCGUUUUUCUGGCCGACUCGUUCGGGUACCCCAAUACCCGCCGGGCUACUGGACCCAUGGCUGGUACGUCUGUGAGGUUCCAGGAUGUGGCCGUCGGUUCACGCUCAUGAGCUCGCGCGCUCAACACUACAAAUAUUAUCACCCCGUUACGAACUGA
Colletotrichum scovillei is the source of this 852-nucleotide messenger RNA. RefSeq lists its product as uncharacterized. The transcript is spliced from 3 exons. Lineage: Eukaryota; Fungi; Ascomycota; Sordariomycetes; Glomerellales; Glomerellaceae. The record is from RefSeq and is a predicted model, not a curated record. Bases 1 to 852 code for a protein of 283 amino acids.